This is a messenger RNA of Ostrea edulis (European flat oyster), 2235 nucleotides long. RefSeq names its product cellular retinoic acid-binding protein 2-like. Gene Ontology annotation, biological process: fatty acid transport. The record is from RefSeq and is a predicted model, not a curated record. The transcript is spliced from 4 exons. Lineage: Eukaryota; Metazoa; Mollusca; Bivalvia; Ostreida; Ostreidae. The coding region runs from base 244 to 672 and encodes 142 amino acids. Gene Ontology annotation, molecular function: fatty acid binding. Gene Ontology annotation, cellular component: nucleus; cytosol.
UUGGUUGUAAGAUAACCAUAUACGAGAGAUCGGCGCAACACAAGAACUAUAAAAUACGCUCACACUGCGAAUUAUCUACACGUCCAUCCUACCUGCGUUUAAACUAUAAAACAAAUAUCUUUAUGAAUAUAUUUAAAGUGAGUUGGUGAUAUCCGCUCCGAUUCUUAUUCAAACCUGAAGUAUUUGAAAUUUGUGUAUCUAACGUGGACAGUAAUUACGUCACCGUAGUUCAUAGAAUGUGAAAUGGCUCUCGAAGAAAUCAAGUUACAACUCGGUGGAAAAUGGAAACUCGACAGAAGUGAAAAUUUUGAUGAGUUUUUAAAGGAAUUGGGACUCAAUGUGGUUUUCCGUAAAAUGGCCGGCACUGCCAAGCCUGUGAUCGAGAUUAAGAUAGAAAACGACACAGUCAAUAUCGUAUCCAAAGUCAGCUUCUUCAAUCAAGUCAUCUCCUUCAAGUUGAACGAACCGUACCAACAAAACUAUGAAGGACUGGAAAUGAACUGUAUGUCUCGGUGGGAGAACGGAAAAAUCAUAACGGAAGCAAACCCAAUCGCCGAAGGAAAGGGAAAGCCGCAGAAAUUUAUCAGAGAAAUAAGUAACGACGAACUCGUUCAGACCAUGUAUGUUGGAGAUAUUAAAUGUGUUCGAGUCUUCAAGAGAACAUCAGAGUGAAGUUACAUCAGCUGAACCAUUCAGACAUUGUUACAACUGCCUCCGCUUAUAGUCACCAUGAACCGUAAAAGACAAACCACUACAUGCGUUUUUUAAUUGUGCGCCUGGGUUCAUUUCCUAGCAAUACCACGAAGCCUUAUCACAUGUAGUUAUGUUAGUUUCACAUUAAAAUCAGACUUGGCUUGCUAAUCAUAUGUACCAACUACCCAACUCCUGCAAAUGACGGUGAUGAUAUAUAGGAAUAACCUUGUCUGUCUCGUUAAGGAGAUAUUUAAUUACUCGCUGAAGUUGAAUUUAUUUAACUUAAUCUCAUGUAUUAUGGUGAUUACAUGAGACGUAUUAUGGUUUAUCAAGGGGGCACCGAAAGUUGUUAUCUGACUUCUCAAAAUUUCCCAAUAAGCCAAAAUGAUGUUUAGCUAACUCUUCCAACUCCUAAUUCAUGGGUGGGUGUGAAAUAUUCUACUAGGACUGCAUCAAAAGAGCCCCCCCCCCCUCCCCACAGUUCAUUUACUAAAAGGGGAGGACGCUACAAUGACUGCCUCAAAACUCAAAAUAGUCUUUUCACCUAAUUCCAUUUCCAUAAGUCGUUUGGAAAUGAGACAGUCUUUUGUCUUCAUAUUACCAAUGCUCAUACUUCGCCAAUAAGCUUACUUAUAAAACGGGGUUGGGGUUCGGCAGACACACUAUGUAACUUAUGUUUGCGUUAUAAAAUAAGAAAUAAUGGUCAUUGUUUUAAAAAGGUGGGUGGGACACCCCCCCCCCCCGACUCUAUGUGCCAAUCAUUUCAUUUAUUUGGGGUUUAAAGGUCAAGCGAAGUAGAUCUCGUAUAUGACAACGGUUUCUAGUGAUUUUCUUUCACACCUAGUCACCAUUAUAUUAUUUCACACACAGAUAUGCUAUGCGAUAGGGAUGAUUAAUUCCUUUUCAUUUUAUAGUUUUUCAUAAAUACCCAGUUUGAUUUAGAUGUGCCCCAUGGUAUAUGAAUCUCGUUAGGAUAGCUUUAACUUGUUUCGUUUGUCAAUGAUUUCUUGUGAAUAGCACAUAUAGUAAAAUAAUCUUAUAAAAUGGGACGUAUAUACAUGUAUUAAACAGUUCAUUAACAUUGCCAAAGACUGAUGUGGAUAGAAAGUCAGUGGUCGAUUUAAAGGGUGUUACAGGGGAUGCAACCCUCUUUUGAUACUGCAUAUACAAGAGAAAAUGGUCUCCGCCAUCUUAGCUCCUGAAACCUCCUCCGCCCUUUCUGUGCAGAAAAGGUAUAAUAAACUUGGGUCACUACCCCCACCCCAAAUGAAACUUCUGGACCCUCUCAUGAACAAUAUAUACGGUAAUGGUCUUAAUACCCCCCAAUGAAAUGUAGCACUCUUUCAACAUUCCAGUAGAUCUGUCAAGUUUGACUUUAAUGCCAAAUGCUUUUAAAUCUGCUUAACUUCUUUUUUAUGUUGAUACAUUGCGUUACGCUCGUUUGAAUUCGUUCAAUGUGUGUUGCAUUAAGGUAUCAUAUUUGAUGCAUUUAAUUUGUUCUAUAACUGUUGAUUUUAUGACAAUAAAGUUAAAUGUAAUCUC